AUGACUGGUGCAUCGAUCAGUCAAGCAACUGUUUCAAUAUUGAACCAUAAAAGCGUAACAAAUCAACAAGGAUUAUGUACCAUUGAUAGGUACAAGACAGAAGAUGUUCCAAGAAGAGAAGAAGAAGAAGACAGAAAAAAUGAAAUAUUAGUCGUAGAAAAAGAUGGAGAUCUCUGUAUGAAAGUAAAUAUUUAUCCUGAUCAAGCAACUGAUGACGUUUACGUUUGGCAUGUAUUUAAUGAUCGUGGUUUAUAUAGACCAAAGGAAGAUGUGCAUAUAAAAGGUUAUGUUCGAUUACUGAAAAUAGAAGGUGAAGCGAAACUACCUACUUAUGCGCAAGGUAUAGUUGACUAUAAAAUUUAUGAUCCUCGAGGUGAACAACUUCAACAGUCAAAAGUGAAAUUGAAUCAUUAUGGGACAUUUGAUAUCAAAUUUACAUUACCUGACAAUGUUAACUUAGGUAAAGGACACGUCGAAUUCAGUUUACCAGAUUCAAAAAGUGAUAAAGAACAUUAUUUUCGAAUUGAAGAAUUUCGAACACCAGAGUAUGUAGUUUCAUCAAUGAUUCAACCAUCAAUAGCACAUUAUUGUCAUCCAACUACUGAUCGAUACGUUAUAGCUACUUGUGAAGGAAAAUUAUAUGCUGGUGGUUAUCUAAGUAAUGCAAAUGUUCAAUGGACGGUACAAGCCGAAACAACAACAUUUACACCAGCUAAUAGAUAUGAUUAUAAAUUUGGUAGAACUAAGUCGUUCUCUUACUAUUCUGAUGAUCAUAGUCAAAGCAAAAUAUCAUAUCCGAACAAGAGUUUUCAGGGUAAAACUAACAGCAAAGGUCAACAUGAAAUAAAAAUUACUUAUCAUGGUAUUGAACAAGAGCCAAGACCAAUAAUUGUUCAUGCAUUAGCAGUCAUUACUGAUUUGAAUUCUCAAACACAAGAAACACGAUCAGAUUUUCUCAUACAUCCAUGCACAUAUUAUGUUGGAUUUUGGUUCGUAAAGAAUUAUGGUAAGAAAGAUCAACCGGUGGAGACAAAAGUUAUUGUAACUGAUAUUGAUGGAAAUUUAAUUGAUAAUAUUUUGGUUGAAUGCAAAGUCAUUGGAUAUGGCAAGGAAAGAAAAGAAGAUCAGAAUGGUUUAAUAAUAUUUGAAGAAGUAACUGAUGAACAAAAAUUAACAAUUGUUAGUUCAAAUAAAGAUGCAGUUAAUAUUGAUUAUACGCCAAAAUUAGGGGGUAGAUACAACACAUAUUACAGUGUCAAAGAUGAACAAGGACGAUUAGCUAUGAGUUACUAUGAAAAUUUUUAUGUCUGUGGUGGUAACGAAAAAAAAAGAGAAGAACAUGAAGUAAAUAAUCACAUUCCAACUGAUUCAGUGACAAUUAUUCCGAAUGCAAAAAAUUAUCAACCGGAUGAUCAAUGUGAAUUACUGAUCCUAGCACCAUUUUGCCCAGCUAAUGGUGUGCUUAUACUCAAUUGUGACGGUCAAGUCUCACAACUAAUACGAUUUCAGAUAGAAUCAGGACAAGAUUCAACAACUGUCAAAUUUAAUAUAUCAAAGGAUUGGAUACCCAACGUUACGGUUCACGUUGAACUAAUUGGCUCAGUCCCAAGAGAAAUCGAAGUGAACAAUUCACCACACCGCCCAGCAAUCGCUACUGGCUCAGUAUCACUAGAAAUAUCAAGAGAUAUUUAUAAAUUAAAUGUUUCGAUUAAUACAAAAGAACCAAAUAAAAUGUAUACACCAUCAUCGAUCAUCCACAUAGAUGUCGACGUCAAACAAUAUGUGGAUGAUGCACCUGUAAAAAAAGCAGAAGUUUGCUUAAUUGUUGUUGAUGAAGCAAUCUUAUCAUUAACUAAUCACAAAUUAAAUAGUCUAUUAGAUAUAUUUUAUCCUACUCGAUCAGAAAAUAUCAGAGAAUACUGCAGUAGAAAUGAGUGCUUGCUAUUCAAUGCACAAUAUAUAGAACAACUUAAGAAAGAGAUAAAAGAAAGGCUCUACUCAGAUUCUGAGGGCGGCGGCGGUGGUGGUGGUGGUGGUGGUGGUGGCGGCGGUGGUCCAUGGUGCCGUAAGAUGAGAUCAACCGGUCGUGGAGCUGAUCAAAAAAUAGCUGUUCGGUCGAACUUCAAUCCACUAGCAUGCUGGACACCCUCAUCAAUCACUGAUUCAUCAGGUCAUGUUUCAAUCGAAGUUAAAUUACCUGAUAGUCUAACACGUUAUCGUGUAUGGGCAUUAGCAACGAAUGAUAAGCAAUAUGGUUUAGGUGAAAUGUCAUUUACUGUAGAACUACCAGUUAUGAUUCGACCUUUACUACCAAGAUUUCUGAACUAUGGAGAUACGGCGAAUUUCUUAGUUGUUUUGCAAAAUCAAACCAAGCUAUCAUUACUAUUACAUGCUGGUUUGAGAGUAACCAAUGCUAAAUUAUUAACAGCACAAACAAAUCGACCAGAAGUUGGUUAUUCAAUUGUACUAUCACCAAAUAAACGAGCUGCUCUUACAUUUCCAGUAACAACAAUUCAUUCUGGUACAGCUCGAUUUCAGUUCAUGAUCAGUACUCCGAAAAAUAAAACAUGUACAUCAUUUAGUGAUGCAAUUGAACUAAGUUUACCCAUAUUUACACCAGCAACGUCUGAAGCAUUUGCAACAUAUGGUGAUGUAUAUGAAGAAGUGGUUUUACAACCAAUAAAGACACCAAAGAAUGUUCUUUCACAAUACGGUCAAUUAUCAGUAACAACAAGUUCAACAGCAUUAGCAUCAUUAACUGAUGCAAUUAUUUCACUUUAUACAUAUCCGUAUGAAUGUACAGAACAAUUAAGUUCAAGAUUAUUAGGUAUACAAUCAUUAUGGGAUGUUUUACAAGCAUUUCAUUGUAAAGAAAUUCCUGACAUAUCGAUAUUGAAAACUAAACUACAAUCAGAUAUUAAUAUAUUAAAAGGUCGUCAGUAUCCAAAUGGUGGAUUUGGAUAUUGGACAAAUCGAAAGGAUUCUCAUCCUGAUCCAUACAUGAGUGUACAUGUUGCUCAUUGUCUUGCUGUUGUUGUGAAUAAAAAGAUAUUUGAUGUUGAUCAAGAUAUGCUGGAAAAUACGCUAAGAUAUCUUGCAAAUAUUGAAUCUGAAAUCGAUCAAUUACCAUACAGUAAGUAUUGGUCGGAAAAAACUCGGUUCAGUUUGAUGAGUUAUGCAUUAUAUGUACGAACAAAAUUUCUUCAAAAUAUGACUGACCAAGCUUUACAAUUAUUUCAGCGAAGUGGAUUCGAUAAACUUACUUUAGAAGCAUUAGGAUGGUUAUUAGUUGCUUUAUCUGGUGAUACAAUUCAUAAUAAUCAACAAACAAUUGAACUAAUGUACAAAUAUUUAAAAGGUAAAGUAAGCGAAACAAGUGAAACAGCAAAUUUUAUCACAUCAUACGGCGAUGAUGGUCAAUCAGUAAUGUUACAUUCAAAUCAAAGAACAGAUGCUAUUCUAUUAGAAUCAUUAUUAUAUAUUGAUCCAAACUCCACUCUUUGUACUAAAUUGUGUAAAGGUUUACAGGCACAUAAAGUGAAAGGUUCAUGGAAAUCAACACAGGAAAAUUGUUUUGUAUUAAUUGCAUUAGAUAAAUAUUUUCAUAGCAAAGAAAAAGAUACACCAGAUUUUGUGGCUAAUAUUUGGUAUGACAAUGAAUAUUGUGGUCAACAUCAAUAUAAAGGUCGAACGACAAAUUCAUAUACAAUAAAUAUUCCCAUGAAAGCGAUUUUGUCGCCGUCGUCAUCAUUCAAUAUGGGUAAUAAUGAUAAGAAUCUAAUGAUGGAUAAGCAUGGUAGUGGUCGAUUAUAUUAUCGCAUUGCAAUGGAUUAUGCUCCAUCAAGUCUACAACUAAAUGCAGCUAACUAUGGUUUUAAAAUUGAACGAAUGUACACAGCUAUCGAUGAUCCAUCACAUGUUGAAAAACAAUCAAAUGGAACUUGGAAAUUCAAAUUAAAUGAAAAAAUCAGAGUCACAUUAAUAAUGACAACAACACAACGACGAUAUCAUAUAGCAUUAGUUGAUUAUUUACCAGCUGGUUGUGAACCAUUGAAUACAAAAUUAAAAGGCAUUUUGACAGAUGAUACAAACUCAUCAGUAACAAGAUCCAAAAGGAAUUAUCCCUAUGAUGAAUAUCGAUCACGUGCAACUAUUGAUUGGACUGAACAUGAAAAUUUAAGAGAUGAACGUGCUGAAGCAUUUCGAUCAUUAUUAUGGCCUGGUAUAUAUGUAUGGAAUUAUGUAAUGCGUGCAACCUGUGCUGGAAUAUUUAUCGUUCCGCCAGCCAAAGCUGAAGAAAUGUAUUCGCCAGAAAACUUUGGUCGAUGUACAACAGAAAAAGUUAUCAUCGACUAA
Molecule: messenger RNA, 4356 nt
Organism: Rotaria sp. Silwood1
Lineage: Eukaryota; Metazoa; Rotifera; Eurotatoria; Philodinida; Philodinidae
Source: the annotation of a GenBank genome assembly